AUGUCUAAGAACUCGGAGUUUAUCAAUCUGUCAUUUUUGUUAGAUCAUGAGAAGGAAAUGAUCCUGGGAGUCCUAAAGAGAGAUGAAUAUUUGAAAAAAGUGGAGGACAAGAGAAUAAGGAAGCUGAAAAAUGAACUCUUAGAAGCAAAACGUAGAAGUGGGAAGACUCAACAAGAAACCAGCAGAGUCUGUGUCUACUGUCAGAGAAACCUGGGCUUAAUAUUCGACCGAGGAGACCCGUGCCGGGCCUGCUCACUGAGAGUGUGCAGCAAAUGCCGGGUCUCGGGCCUUGACGGCAGCUGGCAAUGCACCAUCUGUGCCAAAGUCGCGCAGCUAAGGAUUGUAACCGGUGAAUGGUUUUUUGAAGAAAAGGCAAAGCGUUUCAAGCAAGUCAAUCUUCUGGGCACUGAUAUAGUCCGACAGUCCAUCUUAAGAAGAAGCCCAGGAACUGAAGAAAUACAAAGUCAAGAGCAACCCCACCAGGAUGCAGAAAAGGCAGACACUUCACCUUCUGCCAGGCAAAAGGCCAGUCAUGAUGGACCCAGGAAAAAGGGAUUUCUUCUUAGCAAGUUCAGAUCAGCAACCAGGGGAGAAAUCAUAACUCCAAAAACUGAAAGUGGGCGGAGCUACAGCUUGGACUUAGACGGCCAAAACUUUCGGAGUUUAAAGUCCAUCCCUGGUUCAGACAGGGGAAGCACUGGUUCAUCAGACCUUUAUGACCAGGAAGCUGGCCCGGCAACUCGGAAGAGCAGCCGGAGCAGUGGAGUGACCCCUGUCACGCAGAGGUCACCGGCUCCAAGCACACGCAGCGUGACCUCAGCCAGCAGUAGAGAACAUGGUUUCGAAAAUUCCAUGGAUUUGGCUGCCCUUGAAAGCACAUCUGACGACCUCGCAAAGAGUCGUCACAGAAACACUUCUGGCACACCGUCCAUAGCAGUGUCUGAGGUCUCCCUCUCCUCAGACCAGAGUCGAUCUGAAUUAGAUUUGAGCGGAUCAUUUCCAGAAGAUUUAGAGAAUACUGUAAACAUAAGAAGCAAGUCUGUCCCUGGGGCUUUAGACAAAGACUUGGACUCCUUGGAAGAGACUGGGGAAGGCAUUAAUGACUUAGUGUCCUCACGGUUUUCGGCAAACACCCACAGUCUAGCAAGUGGCCUGUCAACUAGUUCUCCAGCAGGCUCUGACAGGAAGUGGACCUACCUGAAUGUCCCUGAUGCUGACUCAGACACUACCAGCCUUAACAGCAUGAUGAGUGUUUACAGCGAAACAGGAGACUAUGGCAACGUGAAGGUCAGUGGUGAAAUCCUUCUUCACAUCAGCUACUGCUACAAAACUGGCGGGCUCUACAUUUUUGUCAAGAAUUGCAGAAAUCUGGCCAUAGGAGAUGAAAAGAAACAGAGGACGGAUGCUUAUGUCAAGUCGUACCUUCUCCCUGACAAGUCCAGAAACAAUAAACGCAAGACCAAGAUCAGAACAGGCACCAAUCCAGAAUUCAACGAGACAUUAAAGUACACCAUCAGCCAUACCCAGCUGGAAACAAGAACUCUGCAGCUCUCAGUCUGGCAUUAUGAUCGAUUUGGACGUAACAGCUUCCUUGGGGAGGUGGAGAUUCCUUUUGACUCAUGGAAUUUUGAAAAUCCAAGUGAUGAGUGGUUUGUGCUUCAGCCCAAGGUGGAAUUUGCUGCUGACAUAGGCCUUCACUAUAAAGGAGAGCUGACAGUUGUCUUACGUUACAUUCCCCCAGAGGAGAACCUGGUGCUUCCUCUAGAACAAGUUCAAGGAAAGAAGAGCUUCAAAAGGGGAAAGAAGAAGGAGUCACCUGUAAUAUUUGGAGGAAUACUGGAAGUGUUCAUCAAAGAGGCAAAGAAUUUGACCGCAGUGAAGUCGGGAGGCACUUGCGAUAGCUUUGUGAAGGGCUACCUGCUCCCUGAUGAUAGCAAAGCCACCAAGCACAAAACUCUGGUAAUAAAAAAGAGUGUUAACCCUCAGUGGAACCAUACUUUCAUGUUCAGUGGCCUGCAUCCCCAGGACAUAAGGAAUGUUUGCCUCGAACUUACUGUCUGGGACAAGGAGGCCUUUUCCAGCAACAUCUUUCUGGGAGGAGUUCGUUUGAAUUCUGGAACUGGUAUGAGCCAUGGGAAGAACGUGGAUUGGAUGGACUCUCAGGGGGAAGAGCAACGCCUUUGGCAGAAGAUGGCCGACAAUCCCGGGACUCCCGUAGAGGGUGUACUCAUGCUCCGUUCCAGCAUGGGGAAGUGUAGACUCUGA
Puma concolor (puma) is the source of this 2265-nucleotide messenger RNA. NCBI's taxonomy places the organism in Eukaryota, Metazoa, Chordata, Mammalia, Carnivora, Felidae. The record is from RefSeq and is a predicted model, not a curated record.